Messenger RNA from Petromyzon marinus (sea lamprey), 2429 nucleotides. RefSeq names its product apurinic/apyrimidinic endodeoxyribonuclease 2 (gene APEX2). Gene Ontology annotation, cellular component: nucleus. Gene Ontology annotation, biological process: base-excision repair. Gene Ontology annotation, molecular function: DNA-(apurinic or apyrimidinic site) endonuclease activity; DNA binding; phosphoric diester hydrolase activity. The record is from RefSeq and is a predicted model, not a curated record. NCBI's taxonomy places the organism in Eukaryota, Metazoa, Chordata, Hyperoartia, Petromyzontiformes, Petromyzontidae.
CAUUUCUGACCAAUCACGAGCGGCGUUACUGCUGCACCCGGCUCGUACCCCCCAACAUGGGGCCUAGCGAGGCGUUUUCCCGCCAACGCCACCGACGCAACGAUCCUCUCUUGCUACUCGCAACGUUUCCCCGUUUCAUUGUAUUAGCUAUAACCCUGUGAGCCACGCGGCUCUUGACAAAACAAAAACAUAAUUAAGAGUGCCGUCAAUUGCGGCGAUUAAUGAAACAUGAGCGUCCUGACGUGGAACAUCAAUGGUAUCAGGGCUUCGCGCGUGGGCCUCAAGGCCCUGCUCGACUCUCUCGACGCCGACGUUGUCUGCUUACAGGAGACUAAAGUCACGAGGGACCUCCUGGAUGAACCCACGGCCGUAGUGGAUGGGUACAAUGCCUACUUCAGCUUCUCGAGGGUCCGCAGCGGCUACUCUGGCGUGGCCACGUACUGCAGGGAUGUGGCGACCCCCCUGGCCGCCGAGGAGGGGCUGUCGGGCCUCCUGCGAGGGGCGAGCGGUCGCCGGGACGACGGCAGCGACGGCAGCGUCGGCUGCUACGGCGACACCAGCGAGUUCACCGCCGACGAGCUGCAGGCUCUGGACGCCGAGGGCAGGGCCGUGGUGACGCAGCACCGCGUGCGGCUGGCGGCGAGCGGGGAAGAGCGGAGCCUCGCCAUCGUCAACGUCUACUGUCCCCGCGCCGACCCCGAUAGGCCGCACCGCGGGGACUUCAAGCUGCGCUUCUACCGCCUCCUGCAGGCGCGCUGCGUCGCCCUGCGCAACAGCGGCAGCCACGUGAUUGUGCUCGGAGACCUGAACACGGCACACAGACCGAUAGACCACUGCGACCCAGAGGAUCCCGAGCUGUUUCAAGAACACCCUGGCAGAAAGUGGCUGGACCAGUUCCUCUGCGAAUCCAGUUCCUCUGCGAGACCUCCUCCUUGGCCCACCGACAACGACCACAGCCACGACGGCGCCGGAGGAGGCGGCGGAGGAGGCGGAGACCCUCCCGCGUCGCGGCCCGGUGCCGCUGGCCCCCGCUUCGUCGACGCCUUCCGCCUCUUCCACCCGACGCGCGCCGACGCGUUCACCUGCUGGUGCAACGUCACCGGCGCUCGCGUCACCAACUACGGCACGCGCAUCGACUACGUCCUCGCCGACGGUGCCCUGGCCGCCUCCCGCGUCCUCUCGGCGUGCGACAUCGUGCCGGGCGUGCUCGGCUCGGACCACUGCCCCGUGCGCGCCGCGCUGGCGCUCGACUUCGUGCCGUCGCCGCGCCGCCCGCCGCUGUGCGCGCACCUCAUGCCCGAGUUCGCCGGGCGCCAGCGCAAGCUCUCGGCGUUCCUGGUGAAGGGGCCGGUUGACCGCGGCGGCGGCGGCGGCGGCGGCGAACCCGAGGCCUGCUCGCGGGAUUCGGCGCUCGGCCCGGCGGGGCGGCGCGUUGACCGUGCCGCGAACGUUGCCGGCAAAGCGAGCCCUUCGGCCGCCGCAGCGAAGGGGAAGCGUGCGGCACGCGAGUCGCACGGCGCGAAGGCCAAGCGGGCGAAGGGGGCCGACGAGGCGACCGCCGUGCCGGCCAGGGGGACCCUGCUGAGCUUCCUCAAGCGCCCGACGGGCAGCGCGCGGCUCGACCCGGCGAUCCCGGCCGGCGGCCCGGCCGGCGGCCCGGUCUCCUGUCGCGACAAAGAUUCCGGCGCGUCCCCCGAGGGAGCCGCGAUGGCCGCGGGGGGCGCGGAGGACGCAGGGGGCGCGGGAGAUACGGGGGGCAUGGAGCUGGGCGGUGGCGGCCCCGCCGCCGACCCCGCGGCCGACCCCGCCACCGACGACCCCCAGCCGCGGCAGAGAAAUCUCGGCACGGAUUUUUGGAAGUCGGUGCUAAAGGGGCUGCCCCCGGCGCCGCCGUGCAGGGGCCACGGCGAGCCGUGCCUGCUGAGGACGGUGAAAAAACCCGGGCAGAAUUUCGGCCGCCGGUUCUACGUGUGCCCUCGGCCCGAGGGCCACGCGUCGAACAAGGAGGCUCGCUGCAACUCGUUCACUUGGGUCGCCAAGAGGUGAGCCGCAAGGAGGCCUCGCAACGGCCGCUUGGGUGGUGAGCCAGCGCCGCUGGGCUGCCGCGUAGCGAUGGGUUUUGUAAACUCUUUGGUUCUCGCAGUCACGAAAGCUUCAAAAUCUAGAGCUGUUUUUUUGUUUUUUAAACGAUGAAAACUCUCAACGUUCGUCAAACAGCAACUCUGUGGUGUGCACGGCCUCUAUUAGUGUGAGGGGACGUGUUAAUUACCUCGGCCGGAGGUCGUGGGUUCGAUCCCGACCCUGAUGACACGUGCUGUAUAUUUGGAAUUUGCGUGCAUCUCCAGUUUUUCCCCUCCACAUUUCGAACCAACGUGUAUUCGGCUGCGACAAAUGUGCACGUGAUGAGCCACUUCGUUGAGCGAUCAACA